AUGCAGAUGCGAUUGACCACCGCGCCAGUGCUAACACCACCAGAUAGAGGUGAUACCUAUGAUAAUGGGAAGGUCAUUGCGUAUGAAUCAAGGCAGUUGAAACCUUAUGAAGCUAAUUACCCUGCCCAUGAUUUAGAGCUAGCGGCCAUAGUGUUUGUAUUAAAGAUAUGGAGACACUACAUAUGCUUGGGUAGAAGAAAAAAAGAGAGGAAACAAUCCAAGAUAGUCAAAUCCGUCAUACUGAAGAGAGAAUUUCAUAUCACAGAUGAAACUAAGAAAGAAGUUGUCUUAAAGAGUUGUGAUACGCGGUGGAGGGAAUUCAAAUCAAGAUUGGCGACUGGUUGGAUCCAUGAAACAAGAAAAAGGCGAAAAGAUGAACGGAUGCCAUAUGAUUUGAAACAAGAUGAAGGGGAAUUUGUUCCCAAAAGUGCACGAGAUGAUGUCUUAUCUCGUGCACUUGGUAAGACUAAAGAAGGGAGAUCGCUAACAUUUGGUGGUGGAGUAGGCAUCAAAGCUGUGUGGGGGACCGGAGAGCGGCGUAGCUUUCAACGGUAUGGAGAUGCGGAGAUGGAGGAAAUGGAAGCAAGAGUGACCAAAAGGGUCAAAGAUGAGACAAUACAAGAGAUGAACUCCAAGAUGGAUGCCAUGGUUAUGGAGAAAUUUAUCACAUUUGCUAAAGAACUUGGUGUCCAAAUACCAAGCCAGAUGAGGAUAGACGCAAAUGUUCAUAGUAGUUGUCGUUCUGGGGGUUUAGAUCCUUUUGCCGACAUUACGGAACCUGUCCCGUGCCAUCUAUACCUGAACAUAGGCUCCGAGAAAGUCUUUGUUGCCUAUGGUACCAUAUGUCCAGAGUUGAUCCUUGAUCACCACAACGACGUCACUUCCGAUAACGUGAAAGUGAGCGUUGAUGAUUUUGAGCCCGCGUACAAAGAAGCUCCCGUCCCCGUGCCUUCUCAAUAUAUUAAGAAACUUGCUCAAGCUCAUGGUACCUUCACUCAGUGGCCAAAGCAUUUGGUGUCGCUUACGAAUGAGGAGGUAAACAAGCCUACAAGUAAAGAGCCUAAAGGGAAAGGGAACAAAGGGAAAGAGAUAGUGCUUGGGAGAAAAGGGGAGCGCGUUAAGGUGCAAGGCACUAAAAGGACAUUCAAUAUGGAAAAAGACUUUGAAAUUAGUGUCACCGUUGAAGACACCGAUCAACUUCUCUCGGGAGCAUGGCUAAAUAUAUCGACAAUACAAGUUUUUGUUAUGUGA
Spinacia oleracea (spinach) is the source of this 1251-nucleotide messenger RNA. RefSeq lists its product as uncharacterized. NCBI's taxonomy places the organism in Eukaryota, Viridiplantae, Streptophyta, Magnoliopsida, Caryophyllales, Amaranthaceae. The record is from RefSeq and is a predicted model, not a curated record. The transcript is spliced from 8 exons. The coding region runs from base 1 to 1251 and encodes 416 amino acids.